AUGGCACCGGCCUCGUCUACGGAGGCUCCGGCGCUGACUCCUCAGUUCUGUUUCAACGAGAGGUUGCUCCGAGGUGCGUGGAUCAGCCGUACUAUGACAGCCCCUUCAGCUAAUCCGAAAAUCGACUCAGACUUCCUUCGCCUCUCCCGCUCUACUAUUGAUGACUCGAUUACGCAGAAUUUAAAUGCACUAGUAACUCCCGCCCGUGGGGGAUUCGACCCAGCUUCUACUGCCGUCCGACAAACCGACUCUCAAGCGCGAACAACGAUCGAUUCUACCGCCUGUCGGGGCUUCAAAAAUAAUGUGCUUUUCCCAUCAUGGCAGACUCGAUCAGAUGUAUUGAAUUACUGUGCCGGUGUUGCGACUAGCCCAGAUCCUGAAGAUCCGGAUUUGAUCCUGCGCGAGACUGAGUCCGCUCGGGAUCGCGAGCGGGUUGUCAAUGAGCGAUUGGAUCCAUAUUCGGCCCGUUUCUUCCCUCGAGAAGCACGAACCGAAUCCCUGGCAACCCUGGUUCGGAACCAGCGCGCCGUGGAGGAGAUCAUCCGGGCGCGGACAUGGGGCAUGGUGACCGAGAGAUGCGGUGGCUCUUUUUCUUCAUGGGAGGAUGCUCUCAAUAGCUGGCGCAAUACUCAUCAACGAUGA
Molecule: messenger RNA, 642 nt
Organism: Penicillium canariense
Lineage: Eukaryota; Fungi; Ascomycota; Eurotiomycetes; Eurotiales; Aspergillaceae
Product: MIX23 family protein
Exons: 1
Coding region: 1-642 (213 amino acids)
Cellular component (GO): mitochondrion; mitochondrial intermembrane space
Source: RefSeq, a predicted model, not a curated record